This is a messenger RNA of Carica papaya (papaya), 423 nucleotides long. Lineage: Eukaryota; Viridiplantae; Streptophyta; Magnoliopsida; Brassicales; Caricaceae. The record is from RefSeq and is a predicted model, not a curated record.
AUGGUCUUUACGAGAUCCUGGAUACGACAGAGGGUGCAGAGGCUGCUGUCGGCUUUUGCAACAUUUGAAGAGGAGGCUGCAGAAGAGUUGGCACCACACUUGGAAAUUAUUUUACAGCACCUUAUGUGUGCGUUUGGAAAAUACCAGAGACGGAACCUGAGAAUUGUUUAUGAUGCUAUUGGAACACUAGCAGAUGCUGUUGGAGGAGAACUGAACCAGGCCACAUAUCUUGAAAUUCUGAUGCCUCCCCUAAUUGCAAAGUGGCAGCAACUUUCAAAUUCGGACAAAGAUCUUUUUCCACUGCUAGAAUGUUUUACAUCAAUAGCACAGGUGUGGUUCAGUAUUCUACUUAUGUUUUUUUCUCUCUUUUUCCUUUUCUAUUUUGUUCUAUACCUAGCGACGUUUUGAAACAUGUUUAUGCAU